Centruroides sculpturatus (bark scorpion) is the source of this 1133-nucleotide messenger RNA. Its product is annotated as haloacid dehalogenase-like hydrolase domain-containing protein 2. NCBI's taxonomy places the organism in Eukaryota, Metazoa, Arthropoda, Arachnida, Scorpiones, Buthidae. Gene Ontology annotation, molecular function: phosphatase activity. Gene Ontology annotation, biological process: dephosphorylation. The record is from RefSeq and is a predicted model, not a curated record. The transcript has 5 exons.
UAUGGGAACGAGCGCAUGUACUGCAAUGUACAAGGUUAUUUAUAUCAGAUCAUUUUCCUCAAUUUAAAGGUUAUAUGUAUGAUAACUGCAGUCAUUGUUUAUAAUUCUUAAUGACCUUUAAUUAAUUUAUUCGAUUUUUAUUAAAUGAUAAAACAUUAACAGUAAAUUAUAUAUAAAUUGUUAAAUAAGUUUAAUUUCUCAACAUGUUUAAGAAUAAAAUUAAAACUGUGUUGAUAGACUUGAAUGGAACACUGCAUAUAGAAAAUACAGCCGUUCCAGGUGCUGUUGAUGCACUCAAUAGGUUGAGAGAAAGUAAUGUAAAAAUCCGUUUUGUAACGAAUACUACGAAAGAAUCCAAACGAUUACUAUGGGAGAGGCUGGUUGGACUCGGCUUUAGUCUAAAACCUGAAGAAAUGUUUUCGUCUUUAAUUGCUGCUAAAGAAUUAAUUGUUUCUCGCCAAUUAAGACCAAUGCUGUUUCUCGAGAAAAUUGCAAUGGAAGAUUUUAAUGGUACUAAUUUUAAUAAUUUAAUUGAUAUAUUUAACCCUCCUAAGAGAAUUAUGCUUUAGAUUCAGUUGAAAAAGUUUAUGAUCAUGGAUUCAUAUAUACUUUAUUGCAAUAUUUUUAGGUUACUGUUGAAUGGUGCACAUUUUAUUGGAAUCCAUAAAGGAAGAUAUUAUAAACUAAAAGAUGGCUUAGCGCUUGGUCCAGGGCCAUUUAUAUCAGGUUUAGAAUAUGCUACUGGUAAGACUGCAGAAAUAGUUGGAAAACCAGAAACUUUAUUUUUUCACCAGGCUCUGUCGUCUAUUAACUGUAAGCCAGAGGAAGCUGUAAUGAUUGGUGAUGAUGUUAGAGAUGACGUGGAAGGAGCACAGCGUGCUGGAAUAACGGGUAUGCUUGUAAAAACAGGAAAAUAUAGACCAGGAGAUGAAGAAACAAUAUCUCCACCUCCAAAUCAUGUGUUUGAUAGUUUUUCCACAGCUGUCGAUUACUUAUUAGAAAGCCUUAUUUAAUUACUGUGAAAAGUAUAGGUAUUUAUAUAUUUCAUUAUUAAAGGGAAUAUCGAAACUUAUUCUUUUGAAUAUUAAGAAAUUAUUCGAAGAUUAUUAAUCAAUGAAAAAAUUUUUUGUUAC